Molecule: messenger RNA, 1121 nt
Organism: Aspergillus steynii IBT 23096
Lineage: Eukaryota; Fungi; Ascomycota; Eurotiomycetes; Eurotiales; Aspergillaceae
Product: presequence translocated-associated motor subunit PAM17
Exons: 2
Coding region: 48-809 (253 amino acids)
Biological process (GO): protein import into mitochondrial matrix
Cellular component (GO): PAM complex, Tim23 associated import motor
Source: RefSeq, a predicted model, not a curated record
CUUUUGGCGACUUACCACCUACAAUUCAACCCCCGUCUUCACUCGCAAUGCAUCUCGCCUCGCUCGGUGCUCCGGCACGCAGCUCUGCACUGGGUGUUCGUUUCCCCUCGUCCGUUCUAGCACCUUUCACCUGUCCUACUGGAUCAACCGCGCUGUAUCACGUCACCUCCGUGCCCUCUCAAGCACGCUCCGCUAGUACAUCAGCAGCUCAUAUCAAGGCCCUUCAAACCAGCACCAACACCUUGAAGACAUCCGCUCGGCCCCAAAUCCCCUCUUCUUUGACUAUCUAUCGCACCGCCUCCUUGCGAGCCAACUCCACAAUCUCGGAUGCAUCUCGGCAUGAGGCCUCCAAGCUAGAUUGGAAUUCGUUCUUCAAGCUCCGCGCUUCGCGACGAAGAUACUCCCUUGCCUCCUCGAUUGUUUCGUCCAUGGCAAGCACGGUCAUCGGCGUCCAGGUUCUUUCGACGCAAGACUUGGAACACAUGGGGGCGCAGGUGAUGGGCUUGGACCCCUUCGUUGUCUUAGGAAUGGCAACGGCCGCAUGUGGUGCGGCGGGUUGGCUCAUCGGCCCCUUCCUGGGGAAUGCGGUCUGGGGGUUGGUCUACCGGAGGUACAGAACAGCGGUUGCUGUGAAAGAGAAAGAGUUCUUCGACCGGAUCAAGCGGUUCCGUGUCGACCCUUCGUCAAACUCGAUCGCAAACCCAGUUCCCGACUACUACGGAGAGAAGAUCGGCAGCGUGCAAGGAUACCGGCAAUGGCUGAAGGAUCAAAGGGCAUACAACCGCAAGAGACGGAGCUUCAUCCUCUAAAGGCCAGGGUUACAUUGGGUUGUGGUCGAUGAUAGGGUCUACUUUAACCUGCGUAUAUCAUCCCUGGUAUAACAAACUUCAUUCUCUUAUCUGCUUUUCCAUUGCUGGUAUAUUUUUCUUGUAUGAGUAUUUAUGUGUACUACCUCAGCGACUGCACGUGAAUUGCCGAAUGAAAAAUGAACGAUUUGGCGGAGAGAGACGCUUCCCUCCGGCAAUGAAGACCAGACGAUGGGAUCUACAAUUUAGACGGCUCCCUCGCAGCCCUCGGUUUCGUGUCGAUGUGCACCUCAUACCACCACGGAUAAUUUGCCG